Molecule: messenger RNA, 2276 nt
Organism: Neofelis nebulosa (Clouded leopard)
Lineage: Eukaryota; Metazoa; Chordata; Mammalia; Carnivora; Felidae
Gene: GJA10
Product: gap junction protein alpha 10
Exons: 4
Coding region: 107-1573 (488 amino acids)
Biological process (GO): cell communication
Cellular component (GO): connexin complex
Source: RefSeq, a predicted model, not a curated record
UACAGUGAACCAGACCUCUGCUGCAGGUGUCCUCACAGAUAAAAUCUGGGCAGCACAAAACCCUUUUGGGUGAAGAUUUGGGGAAAACAGACAUUAAUUUUUUACCAUGGGGGAUUGGAAUUUACUGGGUGACAUCCUAGAGGAAGUUCACUCCCACUCAACUAUAGUGGGGAAAAUCUGGCUGACCAUUCUCUUCAUUUUCCGAAUGCUGGUACUCGGUGUGGCUGCUGAAGAUGUCUGGGAUGAUGAACAGUCAGCAUUUGCCUGCAACACCCAGCAGCCAGGUUGCAACAAUAUCUGUUAUGAUGAUGCUUUCCCUAUCUCUUUGAUCAGGUUCUGGGUUUUACAGAUAAUCUUUGUGUCUUCUCCUUCUCUGGUGUAUAUGGGCCAUGCACUUUAUAGACUCAGGGCCUUUGAAAAGGAGAGGCAGAGGAAAAAGUCACACCUUAGAGUCCGGAUGGAGAAUCCAGAGCUUGAAUUGGAGGAGCAACAAAGGAUAGAUAGAGAGCUGAAGAGAUUGGAGGAGCAGAAGAGAAUCCAUAAAGUCCCUCUGAAAGGAUGUCUUCUGCGUACUUAUGUCUUACACAUCUUGACGAGAUCUGUGCUGGAAGUAGGGUUCAUGAUAGGCCAGUAUGUUCUCUAUGGGUUUCAAAUGCACCCCCUUUACAAAUGCACUCAACCUCCUUGCCCUAAUGCAGUGGAUUGCUUUGUAUCCAGGCCCACAGAGAAGACAAUUUUCAUGCUCUUUAUGCACAGCAUUGCAGCCAUCUCUUUGUUCCUUAAUGUACUGGAAAUAUCUCAUCUGGGAAUCAGGAAAAUCAUGAGGGCACUUUAUGAGAAAUCCAGCAUUGAGGAUGAAAGUGGCACUCCAUUCCAUUUGAAAAAAUAUUCGGUGGCCCAGCCUUGUAUGAUUUGCUCUCCCUUGCCUAAAAGAAUCUCUUUACUUCAAGCCAACAAUCAACAGCAAGUCUUUCAAGUCAAUGUGCUGAAGUCUAAAACCACAUGUCAAAGCCUACAGCCCAGGCAACUUGAAGUAGACCCUUGCUGUAUUAAAAAAGAGUGGACUGAGAAGGAUCAGCACAGAGGACAGCUCCAUGUCCACAGUCCGUGUCCCUGGGAUGAUAGUACUCGAAUUCAGCACCAGGGACAGCAACCAGACCAUUCAUUUGGCCUAGAAAAUGUAAAGUCCCAGUCCUGGCUAUGUACAGAGAUGGCUCCUAGACAUUGCCCAUCCUAUGCAAUAGGAACCUGGGAGCAGUCCCAGGAUCUACGACCCUCAGGAGAGCCUCUUACAGAGUUGCACAGUCACUGUAGAGACAGCGAUGGCAGCAUGAGAGAGAGUGGGGUCUGGACAGACAGAUCUCACCUCGAUAGUCGCAAGGCCAGCUUUCUGUCCAGAUUGCUGUCUGAAAAGGGACAGUUGCACAGUGACUCAAGAAGCUUCAGUUCUCAGAACAGCUCUUGCUUGGAUCUUCUGCACCGGGAAAAUAGUCCCUCGCUUCUGCCUUCUGCCACUGGGUAUAGAACAUCAAUGAACAUGCUUCUAGAACUUUCAUCUAUUAUGAAAAAAUAAUUCAUGCUUGGGGCCAGAAAAAUGGACCAAAGACCAACCAGCAUCUGCAGGAGAAAAGUUGCACCUUUGUUAGCUCAAACUGCAAGAAGAAUUGUGGGAACCAUCCCCUCCACAGAGACACCCGCCAGGCGAUGGAAGUGGAAAUGAGGCGUGGAGAUAUGAAGAGGCAUGAUCUGUUCCACAGUGAGUUGGUAGAAGAGCCAGUGAAGACCAGGUGGAUGAAAAUGAUGCUGGGGCCAAGUCCAAGUGGGUGCCAUUAAGGGGCAUACCAUAUUCCAGGUGCUCAAGAUACAUUAUCUAUACCUGUUUUAUCUACAACUGUGCAAAGUUAUUGUUUGCCCCCAUUUUAUAAACCAGAGAAGGCUCAAAGAGACUAAGUAACUUGCCCCACAGCUAAAGGUCACACAGCUAAAGUGCAUGCAGUGCAGCUGAAUUGAAACCCAGAUCCAGGUCCGGCUGUUCCAAGGCCUGGACUCCUUCCAGGAAGCUGUGAAGUCGUGUUCUCUCUCUUGUCCAUAACAAUCAGCAGUCCCCGGGCAAUGAUUUAUUUGCACAUCCAUCUGCCCAACUAACCUGUGAAAGCUACAAGGAUAAGGCCUGUGCAUUUUAAGUCUCGGAUGCCCAGCAUGCAGCGUAGUGUUGGUUGAAUGAAUGUAUGUUUAUGUAUAGAUGCCAAAGACAAUAUAGUACCCAUCGCUUUAAA